Ochotona princeps (American pika) is the source of this 3042-nucleotide messenger RNA. It is a transcript of the gene LRRFIP1, whose product is annotated as LRR binding FLII interacting protein 1. The transcript is spliced from 16 exons. Gene Ontology annotation, biological process: regulation of transcription by RNA polymerase II. NCBI's taxonomy places the organism in Eukaryota, Metazoa, Chordata, Mammalia, Lagomorpha, Ochotonidae. The record is from RefSeq and is a predicted model, not a curated record. Bases 68 to 2968 code for a protein of 966 amino acids. Gene Ontology annotation, molecular function: RNA polymerase II cis-regulatory region sequence-specific DNA binding; DNA-binding transcription factor activity, RNA polymerase II-specific.
GGAGGGAGGGGCGGCGCGGGGCGGCGAGCGCCGGGCGCCGGGCAGCUGCGGUCGGCCGGCCGCGGACAUGGGCACCCAGGGCUCGGGGCGCAAGCGGCUCCCCAACCGGGAGCGGCUGACGGCCGAGGACGACGCGCUCAACCAGAUCGCGCGCGAGGCGGAGGCCAGGCUGGCCGCGAAGCGAGCAGCCCGAGCGGAGGCCCGCGAGAUCCGCAUGAAGGAGCUGGAGCGGCAGCAGAAGGAGAAGUAUUACGGGCUGGAUACGAAAUGGGGCGACAUCGAGCAGUGGAUGGAAGACAGUGAGCGCUGCUCUCGCAGAGCGAGGAGGACUGCCUCGGUUUCCGAUGAAGAUGAGGGCAUGUCCGUGGGCAGCCGCGGGAGCCUGUGGACAAACGGUUACGAUGGAGACCUGUGCAGCUCACAGCCCCCAAGCAGAAGAUCUGGCAGGCCUUCAGAACACAGUGGCCACCUUACCUCCAGCUCCCGCGCCCCCUCCAGGGCCAGCUCAGCCCGUGCCAGCCCAGUGGUUGAAGAGAGACCAGAGAAGGAUUGCACUGAGAAGGGGUCCCGAAACAUGCCGGGACUGUCCGCGGCCACGCUGGCCUCCCUGGGCGGGACUUCCUCCCGGAGGGGAAGUGCAGAUACGUCCAUCUCCCUGGACACUGAGCCCUCCAUCAGGGAAAUCAAGGAGCUCAAUGAGUUAAAGGACCAGAUUCAGGACGUAGAAGGCAAAUACAUGCAGGGCUUGAAAGAGAUGAAGGAAUCCCUGGCCGAGGUGGAGGAGAAGUACAAGAAGGCCAUGGUCUCCAACGCGCAGCUGGACAACGAGAAGACCAACUUCAUGUACCAGGUGGACACGCUCAAGGAUGUGCUGCUAGAGCUCGAGGAGCAGCUGGCCGAGUCCCGGCGCCAGUACGAGGAGAAGAACAAGGAGUUCGAGCGGGAGAAGCACGCCCACAGUGUCCUGCAGUUCCAGUUUGCUGAGAUGAAGGAGGCCCUGAGGCAGCGCGAGGAAAUGCUCGAGGAAAUCCGACACCUGCAGCAGAAGCAGGCGAGCUAUGUCAGGGAGAUUUCUGACCUUCAGGAAACGAUAGAGUGGAAAGACAAAAAGAUAGGGGCGCUAGAGAGGCAGAAGGAGUUCUUUGAUUCCAUAAGGAGUGAGCGCGAUGACCUUAGAGAAGAAGUAGUCACACUCAAAGAGGAACUGAAGAAACAUGGAAUCAUCAUAAACUCAGAAAUAGCUACCAAUGGAGAGACUCCUGACCUGCCCAACAAUGUGGGCCACCAGGGCCCUGCCAAGGUGACCACGGAACAGCCGAGUGCCCUCAGGUCCCUGGGGGACGGGCCUCCAGGAAGAGCCAGUGGAGUGGAGGUGCAAAAGGAGAAUGUGGGGCAAGGCGAAAUGGCACAGGAGCCCGAGCGACCCCAGCCCAAAGAGGACACAGCACGGGAUGGUGUGGACAGAGGGGUGCUGCAGCGCCGUGGCAGUGUGGAGGAGCAGAGAACCUCGGGGGGCAGUGCCCCAUUCCCAGGGUCGUUAGGAAAUGCCAGAGAUGAGGAACAGGUGGAAAACCACAUUCCAGAUAACACUUCUUUCCCCGAAAGUCCAGAGCAGGCCGAGAGGAGGGAGGCCAUGACCUUGGCGGCCAUGGGGCCCGGAGCUUCCCUGGAGGAGCCCGGCUGGGCGGGGGCUUCAGGAAAUCAAGCCCCAGGUGCUGGGAAUGGGCCAGACAUCAAAAACCACAGUGCAGAUUCUACAGGCACGCAGGAGGAAGAGAAACUAGAGGAUUUGAAAAACAGCUCUGGCAUGGCUAACCCCAACCUGUGUCCAGAGCCCGUUGCCACGGAGACGUCUGGAGGUGACAGGGCGAGCAGGCUGGAGCCCGUGGAGCGCAGCAGAGACCACACUGGAGCCAUGGAGGAGGCAGGGGCCUCUCACGCUGGGCACGGGGGCACAGAAGCCACAGGCUCUCCCAGGGAUAACAAAGAUGUGGCCGGUCACGAUGGCAGCCCGGAGGCGUCGGCCCCCGGCGCAGGGCAGGGUCCAGGGAAAGAGCCUGCCGCCCAGGAAGGCCCCAUGGAGGGCAGAGGCGUCAGCAGGGAGAACAGUGCCGAGGAGGACGGAGAGGCAGAAGUGGAGGCUGAGAGGGUCCAGGGUAUCGCUGCCUCUCCAGCAGCUGGGGACGGCCACCAGCAAGCGCAGCAAGCGACGGGUGCCGAGAGCGUCGCCGUCACCAUGAAGGAGCCUGAGGACAAGAACGAGCAGCAGGGAGAAGCCAUGGAGCCCUCGCAGAAGAAGGUCAAGAACAAGAAGAAGAAGAACAAGAAGAAGAAGGUGGCUGCUGCAGAAUCCCAGGCAGACACUAGGAAGGAGCUAGCCUGCGCGGAAGCGGAGUCCGGUCAAGCUGGGGGCGAGCAGGCCGGACCUGCUGACCCAGACCAAGCCCAGGAAGUGCAGAAGGAGCCGCUGGAAGACCCAGAGCAGGAGACCACGGCGGGAAGCAGUGAACAUCAUGAGUGUCCAGGAGCUCCCGAAAGUACGCUGGAUGGAAAGCUUCACCGAGAAGAUGGUGACACAGAAGCCACAGCAAGGAACAUCACAGCUGAGGGAGACACGCGUGGUCUCUCCAGUGACACAGUGCAAGCCCCAGGCUCUAGAGCUGGUGACGAAGAACUCAACGGAAAUGCCAUGAAAGAUGACACUGAAAAGGGUAGGGCUGGCAGCACCCUGCUGGAAGACACAAGUCCCUUGGAGGAGCUCCGCGACGCCUCCCACACAGCAGGUGCUGACACGCCAGUGAUGUGUGAUCAGCCCAGUCAGACGGCCAGGAAGGCUGCAGAUGACCACGGCAUUGUGGAAGAGGAUGGCAACUUGUCUGCCCCAGAAGGAGAGGAGGGGAACGGCAGAGUGGGUGCGAAGGGGGUCAGUGAGAAGGGCCGCGCCAAGGAGGACUGCACUCUGUCGUGAGCUGGGAGGCUGGCGGAGGCAGGCGUGCCCUGGAGGCUUGGCCCGGUCCCUCCGAUGGCAGAGCCCCUGCCUAA